CUCGUUGUCACCAAAUAGUGACCCGCAUACGCUCCGGAACUACUUUAUUCCCUUUGCUACGAUUCCUGUCUCUUCAACUUGUUGAACCCCUUCAUAUGCAAGGGCACCUCUUCUCGAACUCGCUGCGCUCUUUGAAGAUAUCUGGACCUGCGUAUGUACACUGCAAAGAUGACCGUGUCCAAAUGGCCAUCGCGCACGUAGCUCGCGAUGCGCCAUUGGUGGAACAUCUUCACAUCGAAGAUUAUACCUAUUCUGUUGUCCAGUCGUCACUGCCACCUCUCCAUUUUGCUCAUCUUCGAGCUGUCGAAAUAUCUGCGUCUUUCGGUUACACCCUCCUACAAUCUCUCUGUCACAUCCUUUCCCAAGCACCUGUGACACAACUCAAACUCGAACUUCCACCGUUCCAAAAUAAGGAUUGGAAUAUCUCGAUUCCUGUCUUUCCUGCUCUGAAAUCGUUGCAAAUUUGUGGCAAUCCGGCUUCUGCCGAACAAUUCGUAUUCCAUCUUGCCAGCAAGGAUCUUCAAGAGCUUAGUGUCUACCACACAAGAGGAACCGCGAGUGUUGCGGAUUAUCACCAGCUUCUUUUGUGUGUUGCGGAUAAAUAUGGCGACACUCUUCAACAACUCUCGCUGUCAACUCUUCAGCAAAUCUCGCUGUCAUUCAGUCAGUCACCCACCCCGAACCACCCAUACGAUCUUUCCCAAGCACUUCUUGAUGCUUUUUAUCCACUCGCAUCACGUUUCAAUCGACUACAGACUUUCCACCUCUCGUUGCCGCACAAUCGCUACGUUCACCUAGCGCCUGAGCUCACAUCUGAGUCUCCUACAUGGCCAUCUCUCAAGCUCUUGACCUCGAAGCAACAUAGUGUUUUGUACGGAAGAACUGAAGAGGCGCAUAGUGCUGUAUAUUUUAGGAAGUAUAUAUGCCGUGUUGAUCAGGUGUCAAGUUGCUGUCAAUGCGAAUGUGGAAUACGAGAAGACUGUGCAGCAGUGUGGGAGUGUCGAUGAGCACUGAGAACGGUACCUGCAUCAGGGAGAAGUGCAAGGCAUGCUAUUCUGAGGCGAUACUGCUGACCAUGUGUGUGCUGCUAACUAUACGAUCCCGCGAGAAAAAGGCAUCUAGGUGACAAACUCUCGUCUUCCCGCGAAACAUGUUUUUCACUUGCAUUCAUUGUAUUCACAGGAAUCAAUGGACUAGUACUAAUGGGCGAAGGUUACUCUUGAGCAAGAUAGACACUCGCACCCAUGAGAAAGUACUAGUAUCAAAAACAUCCAGUCUUAUGUUGGCUCACGUCCUCAAUCUCCUCACUUCUCGUCUACCCCAACUCAUCCUCCUGGCCAGUACACGAUAAGAGUUUGAU
Molecule: messenger RNA, 1360 nt
Organism: Suillus subaureus
Lineage: Eukaryota; Fungi; Basidiomycota; Agaricomycetes; Boletales; Suillaceae
Exons: 1
Coding region: 96-1007 (303 amino acids)
Source: RefSeq, a predicted model, not a curated record